AUGGAGUGGAAACCUAUGGAGAUGAACCCCUUGAUGUUCAACAAACUGCUCACUAAGCUGGGUGUGUGUGGUAGAUUGCGUUUCGUGGACAUGUUAUGUCUGGACAAGGAGGAUUUGUCGUCUGUACCGGUUCCAUGCGGCGCCGUCAUUCUGCGGUUCCUGCUAAUGGAACAGCAUGAGUUGUUCCGGGAGGAGCAGGAAGAUAAAGGAGAGCUGGUGUUUGUGGGUCUGACAGUUUUCUUCCUGAGAAACAAAGUGGUCAACUCCUGUGGCACCGUAGCUCUGCUGCACGCAGUUGCCAAAAACUCCACCCACAUGGAGUACCAUGGUAACUCGCCUGUGAAGAAGUUGGAUGAGACAUAUUGGAUGUUCCCCCCUCAACAAAGCUGCCCACCUAGAGGUGAACCAGGCCAUCAGAGAGGUCUAUUAUGACGCGGCAACACAGGGCCAAUGCAGGGUCGAGGCAGAUAAUGUCAACUUCCAUUUAAUUACCUUUGUCAAGGUGAACAGAAUACUUUAUGAGCUGGACCCUAGUAUGGAGGGGCCAGUGAACCAUGGAGACACCCAGGACAACUCCUUCAUCUGGGAUGCAGCG
Messenger RNA from Coregonus sp. 'balchen', 595 nucleotides. The record is from the annotation of a GenBank genome assembly. Lineage: Eukaryota; Metazoa; Chordata; Actinopteri; Salmoniformes; Salmonidae.